Molecule: messenger RNA, 922 nt
Organism: Branchiostoma floridae (Florida lancelet)
Lineage: Eukaryota; Metazoa; Chordata; Leptocardii; Amphioxiformes; Branchiostomatidae
Product: glyoxalase domain-containing protein 5-like
Exons: 4
Coding region: 184-702 (172 amino acids)
Source: RefSeq, a predicted model, not a curated record
CGCAGUUCUUGGAAGUGAUAUAGAGACGAUGUUAUUUUUGUCCCUGACAACGGCUGUAUCCGCUAGGGCGGCACUUUAACCUGCCUGGACGUGUCCUUAGAAUAGGGAGUUACGUCAGCCCUUUGCAAAAACGUGCGAUUGAUAUCCGGCCGACCCGCCAAGCACUGGAACUGUACUGUAAACAUGGCGCUGCAAGCGACGAUAUGGAGGGCGUGUCAGCUGUCACGUCGGCUGGUAAACCCUGCAGUAAGGCUACAUGGUGUCAACCCGGCUGUGUCAAGCUGGAUAGUCAAAAGGCCGUACGCCAUCUCGGUGGACCGGCUGGACCAUUUCGUCCUCACGGUCAAGAGCAUCGACGUCACCGUGGAUUUCUACACACGCGUCCUGGGCAUGCGCGUCGACACGUUCAAGGGAGGGCGAAAGGCGUUACAUUUCGGCCAACAAAAGGUGAACUUACACGAGCACGGCAACGAAUUCGAACCGAAGGCACAUGCGCCCAUGCCUGGUUCUGCUGACGUCUGUCUCAUCACCAAACAUAGCGCUGAAGAAGUGCUCGAACACCUCAAGAAGUGCGAUGUAGCAGUAGAAGAAGGCCCCGUACAGAGGACCGGCGCCUUGGGUCCUAUCCUGUCCGUCUACUUCCGUGACCCUGACCACAACCUGAUAGAAGUGUCGUCUUAUACCGAACAGAGCACGAACUAAGUAGCUGGUAUCUCGUUACAAAAAUUAUUGAGGAUCACUUGUAUGAAGAUAUCCAGGUGUUUUAACCAUUUGUAAAUUUCGUGUUCAAUGAACAUCGAUCACUAUUAUGACCAUGGCUCAUGAGUUGUGCCCGUACCUUGAACAUUAGCAGUUGAACUUUGUAUCAUGUUGUUUGGUUUGUACUACUGUAUAAUAAAGCAGUAUUCUUGGAAGAAGACUA